Molecule: messenger RNA, 1304 nt
Organism: Neohortaea acidophila
Lineage: Eukaryota; Fungi; Ascomycota; Dothideomycetes; Mycosphaerellales; Teratosphaeriaceae
Product: cytochrome P450
Exons: 2
Coding region: 1-1038 (345 amino acids)
Molecular function (GO): oxidoreductase activity, acting on paired donors, with incorporation or reduction of molecular oxygen; monooxygenase activity; iron ion binding
Source: RefSeq, a predicted model, not a curated record
AUGUUCGCCUCAAUUGCCUCCGCUCUCGUCUCUCUCGGAUCUGCUGCUGCCCUCGCCUGGCUACUCGUGAGCCUCACUACCAUAGCCUCGAACCUCACCAACAACGUCCCCGGCCCACGACUCGCCAAGAUUACGAGGCUGUGGAAGUUCACUCACGUAGUCAAGGGCACGUACAAGCAACAACUCCGUGAGCUUCACGCCCAGCACGGCCCGCUCAUUCAAAUCGGCCCGAGGGAGUACAGCAUCUCGCCUCCAUAUGCCUCCGUGCAUCACCGCGUGCCCUCACAAUCCGCCCCCAUCCUGGCCGACAUCUGCAGCAUGGCCAACAUCUUCCGCCGCGAGGCCGACAUCGAGGCAUGUAACGAUGCGUUCAUGGAGGCCUUGCAUGCUCUCUCGAGCAGCGGAGAAGAGUUCAACGUUGCUGAGCUGAUCGCACGCUACGCAUACGAUGUCAUGUUCGCCACUACUGCCUCCCAUCCACCCACAUUUCUUCGGAAGCCCCUCCGUGCUGCCAAGAUUGGGAAAGCGUUAAAGGACUGGAAGCUUCAUGCUGUCCUGUCUGGUGGCUACUUUCGCCUACAACCCUUACUCACUAAGAUAUCUCGCCUGUUGAGAGUCACUGACCUGCAGGAGAUAGUCGGUGAACACUUGAACGCCACCUCGAACACCCCUUCACAAGACGCGACAGAAGCGCCAAGUGGUCACACGCAAGAAGCGUGCAUCGCGCUCCUGCUCGCGGGAUCAGAUCCGGUCAUUGUGCAUCUGGUCUCGUCGCUAUGGUACAUCUACAGCGAUCCUGGGUUGGUUCAAAGGCUACGUAACGAGAUGGACAGUGUUGGCCUCGCGGAGCAGGCGAAAAUCAAAGACCUGAUUCAGACGAAAGCGAGCAUGCCACUGCUCUACGCCGUCCUCCAGGAAUCCCUCCGAUUGCAUCUGCCCGCACACUCCAGCGCCAUCAAGUAUCGCGUGCCUGAUGCUGGCGUGCAAAUCAACUUCCAGCACAUACCCUCCGGCGUAAGUCAUUUGCAAGCGUGUUGAUUGGCUCCCUCGGCACGGCCUCAGCUGCAGGCAAGUGUGGCGUGCAAACGUUACACAAGCCGUGGCGCGCUCGCUCCCCUUUUUCGCCACGCGUGCCGUCAUCACACCUUCUCACAUCCAUCCCUCCCUACCACCGUGAUUCUAGUAACGGCGACAGGAUACUUGCUGACUCGCUGCAUCUUACAGUGCACCAUUUGCGUCGAACCCUCCGUCGCCCACGUCAAUCCCAGCAUUCUCGGCGCCGACGCCCACAUCUUCAGCGAAAC